AUGGCAAACAUGGUGGGAAAGGUACUGGAAAGUCAUAAGAUCACUUUCCAUGAAGAUGAGCUGCCAGCGAAUGGAUUGAGUCAUAACAAAGCAUUGCACAUCACUUUACAAUAUAAAGAUAAGUUCAUUGCUCGAGUUUUGAUUGAUGGGGGUUCAAUUCUAAAUAUAUGCCCUCUAACUAAUCUGAAAAGUUUGGGCAUAGGUAUACCAGAGGUGCUGGAUAUAUCCUCUACCUAUAACUUGUUGUUGGGAAGACCAUGGAUGCACGUGGCUAGGGCAGUCUCUUCUACUCUGCAUCAGGCCAUGAAGUUCGAGUGGAAUCACCAAGAGACAACGCAACAUGAGGAAAGUGAUUCAGAAGAUUGGGAAAAUGAUGUAGUACAUGAGGAAAUUGUCAGGGAAGUAGAAAGUUUUGAGAACAAACCAAAGUCCAAUCUGGAAGAGAUUGAGGUAGUUAACUUAGGGGAUUCUGAAACAGUCAAUGAAACUCGCAUUAGCAUUUAUCGAUCACCGUCAAAGAAGAAAGAGUACACCAGAUUUCUAAAGGAAUAUGAGGACAUUUUUUCAUGGUCCUACGACGACAUGAUGGGGUUGAGCACAUCCACAGUGGCCUACAAGCUACCUAUCAACCCUAUGUGCCCACCAGUAAAGCAAAAACUCAGAAAAAUCAAGCCAGACAUGAGAUUGAAGAUAAAAGAGGAAGUUACCAAGAAGAUCAAAGCCAAGGUCCUUCGGGUGGUCGAAUAUCCAACUUGGAUAGCCAACAUUGUGCCGGUACUCGAAGAAUGGGCCACCAAGAACACAAAGAUAUUGACAUACCUAUACUGUGUGCAAGAUUUGAUCAAGAGGUUCACAAAGAUAGAGUGCAAACAUGUUCCUAGAAUUCACAGCGAGUUCGCGGAUGCAUUGGCUACCUUGUCUACCAUGAUACAACAUCCGGACAAGAACUAUAUUGAUCCUAUCCUAAUAGAUAUCUAUAAGAAGCUAGCUUACUGUGCUUGA
Messenger RNA from Nicotiana tabacum (common tobacco), 1002 nucleotides. Lineage: Eukaryota; Viridiplantae; Streptophyta; Magnoliopsida; Solanales; Solanaceae. The record is from RefSeq and is a predicted model, not a curated record.